This is a messenger RNA of Panicum virgatum (switchgrass), 2195 nucleotides long. Its product is annotated as putative nuclease HARBI1. The record is from RefSeq and is a predicted model, not a curated record. The transcript is spliced from 4 exons. NCBI's taxonomy places the organism in Eukaryota, Viridiplantae, Streptophyta, Magnoliopsida, Poales, Poaceae. The coding region runs from base 210 to 1538 and encodes 442 amino acids.
GUGGCAAGCAUGCGAGCAGGUGGGGCCAGGCAAGCAGGAGAGCAGGCGGGGCACCGGAGAGGGCACGGGGCGCGAGCUGCGAGCGGGCAGCCAUCGGAUUUUGUUGGGAUUUCUAGCCUAAUCCUCUGUUCUGUGUUAUUUUUUCAGGUUGCUUCUCUUGUUUUGGUUGCUGUUGAGGCCAAUUGAAGGUACACGAUCUCUACUAAUGGAUGUGUUUUCAUUGUAUGGCAUGGUGUUUGUGUGACUGUGUUAGAAUUGUUUUCUUACAAAUGAUGCAUGUGAAUUGUAGUUAUACCAUGUCAGAUCAUGAUUUGGUUUCUUAUAUAAUCGAAGAAAAUAAAAGAAGAAAGAAGAGAAGGAUUGUGUUGACAGAAUUAUAUUUUGAGUCAGUUCUUCUUGGGUUUGCAUAUCUUAGCGAGCAGAGGAGACCAAGGGAGUUAGGAUGCUUUAGUGACGAUGAGAUCAGGCACAAUAUUAGGAAGUAUUUGCUCAAAGAAAUGUAUGAUGGAUCUGAAGUUACAUGCUAUGAUAACUUGCGAUUGACUAAAAGAAACUUUCAUGGCCUGUGCAUCAUGUUGCGUGAGAAAUGUGGCCUUCAUGACAGUGUAUAUGUUAGUGUGGAAGAAAAGGUUGCUAUGUUCUUGCUAGUAGUUGGACAUGGUUUAAAAAUGAGGUUGCUGCGUGGCACUUACAAGCGGUCUUUAGAGACUAUUAGUAGGCACUUUAAUGAUGUGUUGACAGCCAUUCUAUCUAUAAGUACAGAAUUUGUUAAGUUUCCUGAUCCUUCUGUUCAACCACCUGAUGAUUAUAAAUGGAAAUGGUUUGGCAAUGCACUUGGAGCACUAGAUGGGUGUCAUGUUGAUGUAUGUGUAGCUGUGGCUGACCAAGGCAGAUACAGGAACAGAAAGCAACAAAUCAGCACUAACAUGCUAGGUGUGGUUGAUUGGAACAUGAAAUUUCUGUAUGUAUUACCUGGCUGGGAGGGUUCAGCCUCUGACUCCAGAGUUCUACGCGACGCAAUGAGCCGCCAAGAUGCAUUUGUUGUACCUCAGGGAAAAUAUUAUUUAGUGGAUGCUGGUUACACAAAUGGACCUGGAUUUCUAGCUCCAUUCAGAUCCACUCGGUACCACUUGAAAGAAUGGGUUUCCAGUCAACAACAACCCAAAACUCCCAAAGAGUUGUAUAACUUGUGUCAUUCUCGUGCUAGAAAUGUUGUAGAGAGAACUUUUGGUUUGUGGAAGAAAAAAUGGGCUGUCCUACGUACACAAAGUUUCUUUAGAAUACAUGAUCAGAUUCGAAUUAUUAAUGCUUGUUGUGUGUUACACAACUUUGCAAGGGAUAGACAACAUCAGAUGGAUGAUCUAUUAUUGCAAGAAGUCGACGCUGAACUAGCAGCUAUGCCAAUUGAGCCAGUAGAUGAUGCUAACUCAAUUACAAGUGUUGAAGUCAGUCCUGAAUUGAAUGCCUUUAGGGAGGAGCUAGCUAAUGAUAUGUUUGCUGAGUACCUUUUGAGGCAUGGUGAACUUGCCUUGGAAUAGGUUGAUGUGUGAUAGCAUAGCUGCCUUUUCUUUGCUGUGUGGGACAGCUAGUUGGUGGUGCCUUUUGUUAGCUUUUGUACAUGCAUCAUCUUGGAAAAGAAAUCAAUAUUAUAUGAUAUUAUCUUAACUAACUUCUGUAAAUUAUUUGUGGUAUUUUUUUGGAUAGCAUCAUGUCUGCACCAAAGGGAAAGAGAGUUUACCUAACCUGGACAGAUGAGAUGGACAGUGCAUUGUUGGCUGUCCUUGUGGAGCAUCACAACAAUGGUGAUCAUGCCCAAAAUGGAUGGAAGCCACAUGUCUACAAUGCUGCUAUAAAAAAUGUGCGUGACAAGUGUAAUGUGGAGAUCACAAAGGAUAACAUAACAUCAAGGUGCAAAACUUUUGACAAGCACUAUGAGAUCAUUAGCAAGAUCCUUUCUCAGAGUGGAUUUGGUUGGGAUUGGGACAAUAAUAAGCUGUCAAUGGAUAGUGAUGACGUUUGGAAUAGAUAUGUGGAGGGCAACAAGGCAGCAAUUUGUUACAAGACCAAAGUAGUGAAGAAUUGGGAUGCAAUCUGCACCAUUUACUCAACUGAUCAUGCCAAUGGUCAAGGUGCCAGGACAGGUGCUGAGGAUGCUCAAGAUUCACCUGAACAAGAUGGUGAUGCAUCCCCAGAUU